This is a messenger RNA of Paramacrobiotus metropolitanus, 1706 nucleotides long. RefSeq lists its product as uncharacterized. NCBI's taxonomy places the organism in Eukaryota, Metazoa, Tardigrada, Eutardigrada, Parachela, Macrobiotidae. The coding region runs from base 671 to 1660 and encodes 329 amino acids. The record is from RefSeq and is a predicted model, not a curated record. The transcript is spliced from 7 exons.
UUGAAAUGCCUGCAACUCAAAUUUCAAAGUUCAUGGCACGACUGUUGCUUUUCGCUGCCUCGUUUAGCUUGUAAUCAAAUUUUAUAUUUAAGUUCGAGUUAAGUAUACGCAAGUCACCGAAAUUGUAAACUGGGAUGGCAACUAUUGAGACUUCGCAGGCUGCUUCUGGCAGGCGUUCUUUUAAGUCAGGCGAUCUUGUGGCAUGCUACGAUCCUUUGAUCUGGGUACUGACGAGUAGUGCCUACAAAACGCGUUGUGCCUCCUGCCUGCGGGAAAGUCAGGAACUGCGAACAUGUUCGGGAUGCAAGCUGCACCGCUACUGUAACGUGACUUGCCAGUCUGACGACUGGAAGUGGGAGCAUAAGCUGGAAUGCAGCCUGCUGAAGCAAACCAAUCAGUCGGAUGGCUCCUUGGAGACCGAUCGCGGACCAUCGGCCUCGAGCAGCAGCACAAAGUACAGCAGCCUGGACGUUCCUCGUGAUCUCAUCGCCAAGUUGAUCAAUAAAUUCAAGCUGGGCGUUAUGGUGGAUAUUCCGGGGUUCGGUCUCAAAACCGCCAAGGAACUGUGGAACAUGCUGCCGUCCAAUCCAAAAUUAGCGCGACUUAAUAAGAAAGAACAGCUUUCCUUGUCGAAGAUCACGGAUCCCAAGCUGGGGUUUUCCUUGCCGACAUGGUCACCUUUUCUGCGAAUAUCGCCUACAACGCUAUGCCCAUCGAGGAUACGCUGAACGGUGUGGCACGCAUUGGUACAGCGGUUUAUCCACUCGCGUCACCUCGUCUUAUGACACCGGUGUGCUGGGAUACAAAUGUCGUGCUGACUUUUCGAGGACGACGUUUGACCAUACACGCUGUGGAGGAUAUCAGCAACUACACCGGACAGAAAGAUCUGAGAUACAAUAUCAUGCCGGAACCGUUCUAUAUGACACGAGCCGAGCGUCGUGCGGAGUUCGAAAAACUGCACGGAUAUCCCUGCACAUGCCGCAAAUGCUCUCCGCAAUACGAUGCCGACAUCAAUCCACUGAAAUGCGUGAACAUGGGCUGUCCGAAUCGAAUUCCCAGCGACGACCGUGCUCUGCAGCCCUGUUCGGAGUGCGGUGCGCUGAACAAGGAACGGUUGGUGCGCUUCCGUCGUUUCUUGCAGCAGCAUGAGAACGUGAAGAUUCGCUUUCGGAAAGAACUCCACGUGCCCAUGAUGAUGGAUCUAUGCAAGGAGAUGGACGCGGUCGACAUUCUGCAGCCGGAUGCGCAUAUCCGUUACGUGUGCGGCUGGGGAUUACCAAGGACGCUGUACGAUGACAAUCGCUUUGAAGAGGGCUGGAAAAUGAUGCAGGAGUUCAUCGUUUGUGCACGAAAUAUUUACCCGAAAUACGAAGUCUCUCGCGCUAUUGUUCUGUCGCUGGCCGGAAUGUCGGCGGCUAUUGCUCUCAAGAAACUUGUGGUCCAGCGGGCUGGUCAGGUGCCGGCAGCGGAAAAGGAGCAACUGCAGGCGAUGUUGGACACGGCUUGUCCGGUUAUUCUCAAUUACUCCCACGAAUCCGCCGAUAUCUUCGUGACUCUGUAUGGGGAGUUUUCUAAGCAGGCCAUGGAAAGACGGGACAUGCUCACACGUACCAUUGCCUUGGUGCACGACAUCAAGAAAGUUUUUCGUAACAGUAAAUAGCGUGGGAUAUGCGACAUUGGGCAUUUUGUUUUCUGAAGUAAUCAUG